Messenger RNA from Larimichthys crocea (large yellow croaker), 2668 nucleotides. Its product is annotated as RNA-binding protein 4. Gene Ontology annotation, cellular component: nucleus. The record is from RefSeq and is a predicted model, not a curated record. Lineage: Eukaryota; Metazoa; Chordata; Actinopteri; Sciaenidae. Gene Ontology annotation, molecular function: mRNA binding. The transcript is spliced from 9 exons. Bases 130 to 1761 code for a protein of 543 amino acids.
AAAGAUAGUAUGUUGUAUAUGUACGCCUCACAGUGUACGGCCUGUGUGGAGCUGUGCUGUCAACCUGUAAUCUGAGGAAACUGCGCCCCCAUACCGGAGCCGGAAGUGAUAUGAUUGGCUGAUACAGAGAUGAGCGGUGACAACGUGAAGUUGUUUGUGGGAAACCUUCCUUUAGACGCAACUCACGACGAGCUCAACAAGCUGUUCGCUCCGUAUGGAGAGAUCAACACCUGCUCUUUGCUCAGACAGUACGCCUUCGUCACCCUGAGAGGAGAGGGCGCAGCAGACAGGGCCAUACGGCAUCUUGAUGGCAAAGAGUACAGAGGUAGGCCUCUGGUGGUCGAGGAGUCACGUGCAAGGCCACCCAACUCUACUAAAGUAUUUGUGGGAAACCUCAGUGCAACAUGUUCAGCAGAUGACUUACAUGGCCUUUUCUCAACCUUCGGCAGAGUUUUAGACUGUGAUAAAGUCAAAGCCAGAUUAUGCUCAAAUGUUGGCUAUGCAUUUGUGCACAUGGAGAGGAAGGAGGAGGCAAUGGCAGCUAUAGACGCACUCAAUGGGACCAUGUACAAGGGCCGUCAGUUAGCUGUCGAGCUGUCCAAAGCCCAGCCUCUGAUCAACCAGAUUGUGUCAGCUGGAAACCCUGGUGGUGUAGCAGCAGGUGGCAGGGAGGGUCUUCUUCCGAGACCACCUCCUUCAUUAGAGCAUCACCAGAGUCAAGCAGCUGUGCUUGCAGCAGCUGCAGCAGCUGCGGCUGGACUACCCAUACAAGUUCAGCAAAGUGUCCAUAACUCAUUCUACAACACCACAUCCUUUGACCCCACCUAUGCUGCUCUGAAAGGCAUUACAAGUGCUAAAGGUGCAGAUGGGGUCAUAUAUGGUGCUCUUGCCAGCCAGGUGUAUGGAGCUGUUGCUGACCAGGUGUACCAAGAUAUUACUAAUCACAAUCCUGGAGCCACCACAGUUGUUGAAGAAGCAGAGCCAGCGAGUGGGCCAGAUCCAACAACACUUUUCGAGGCGGCAAGAGCCAAGUUCUUUCAGGAGGGACAGAAGGUUCUGGCAGAGCAGCAGGCAGGGAGAAAGGCAGCAGCUACAGAUAAUGAGCGUGACCGCAGCCCAAUCAGAGGAAAUCGGGCUCCCCUCCUCCCCGACCCUGUUCCGGGUUCCUUCGCUCAGAUAAGAACCAAACGCCGCGCCCUGCUGCCGACACCACCUGGAGGACCCGAAGAGCCCCCAGCUGCCACAAACACGUCUGAAGGGUCAGAUCCUGUUGCUAGGUCUUACACAGAGUACUACCAGCAAAUGCAUCAAUAUCAACAGUAUCAACAGUACCAGCAACAGUACCAGUACCUCCAGUAUGCCUACACCAAUCCCCCUCCUCCUCCACCACCACCUGCACCAGCCACCACACAGGCACAGGCCUCCACCACAGCCACUGCACCCCCAGGUACAUACUCUGCACCCCCCACCUAUGCCACAUCGGGAGCCUACCCACCACCAGGAACGUAUGAUACUUCAGGAAGCUAUGACACCUCGUCCGGAAGCUACAGCACGACAUCUGGGAACUACGAUGCCUCGACAGGAAGUUAUGACACAUCUGGAGGCUACGGGGCAUCGGGUGCAUAUGAUUCAUCAGGAGCUUACUCAGCAGCGGGAAGCUACUCCACAUCCACACCGUAUGAGCAGACACCCGCACACGGGCAACCCGUGCCCCAGCGUCACGAUUAUCCUUACCACACGCCAGAACCCCCUUAUCGAUAGUCCCACCCCAAAACAUUCCUUCCACACUGCAGCUAGAGUGGGAGGGAGCCAAACUGAGCCCUUGCCCUGGACGUACGCCACACGCAGCUGUAGCGUGGGAUGGGGAAAACAGCAGCGUUAGGCCUGAAAAUGCUGUGGACGAUGGGGUGUCCCCCCACUAAGGUAAACACUCAGACCACACACUCCUGCCCCUCCCGGAAACACGCAUACACACUCACAUAACAACACACACCCACACAUACAUCCAACCUGUGUCCAUACUUCCUAUUCCUUACCUGUCUUCAGGGAUUUUUAUUUGUCAGGAUUUCAGAUUUUUGGAAAUGGAGCCCCCCCAUUCUUUUUUUAAAGGGAGAUUACUGUUUUUUUUUUUUUCUCCCUGCCAUUGAUUGUCCUAAUCAUAUCCUUCUAUUCUUCCCCAUACAUUCAUACUCAUACAUUCCUGCUCCCAACAUACUGACCACUCAAACACGAGAUUUGGAGGACACGUCUUUAGUCUAAAUCUGAACCCUUUCUGAAGCAGUCAUGUUGUUGUUGUUAGUACAUCGUGUAUCUAACAAUCUGUCAUUCACAAGUACCAGGCAAUCACAGCCAGAGCUGGGCGUGGGUCAUUUAGGUAGGAUGGGUUGUUUUUAGUUUUUGUAAAUGUGCCCCUGGGGCCACUUUGGGGUUAAGUGCCUUGCUUAAGAGCACAUCGGUAGGCCCUUCAUUUCAGAGUUGAAUGACCUGGCUCAGGAUCAGUUGCUGGUUCAACGCACGAUUUCCCCUCUCCCUUAAAACAACGAUUUUUGAUGCCACAUUCAACUUGUAUGAAUGACAAUGAACACAAAUAUUAUCAUUUUGUUUUAAAUGACAUUUUGUCCUAUGUUCUUUGAAAUGUUUAAUUAUCAAUAAAUAAAUUUCAAUGGAA